Messenger RNA from Schistocerca piceifrons (Central American locust), 1941 nucleotides. RefSeq names its product SET domain-containing protein SmydA-8-like. NCBI's taxonomy places the organism in Eukaryota, Metazoa, Arthropoda, Insecta, Orthoptera, Acrididae. Bases 59 to 1300 code for a protein of 413 amino acids. The record is from RefSeq and is a predicted model, not a curated record. The transcript has 7 exons. Gene Ontology annotation, molecular function: protein binding.
CCGACACCGCGCCGCCACCCCGGAGUCCCGCGCCGCCACCGCACGGCACACGCAACAGAUGGCGCCGGAACGGUGCGCGCAGUGCGGCGGCGAGGCGAGCCAGCGCUGCGGGGGCUGCCAGCAGGUGUUCUACUGCUGCAGGGACCACCAGCGGGCGCACUGGAGCACACACCGCCCGCUCUGCAGACCCUUCAAGGUGGGCCAGGACGCGGUGGUGGGCCGCUACCUGUGCGCGUCGCGCGACAUCGCGGCGGGCGAGCUGGUGCUGCGCGAGCCGCCGCUGGUGUGGGGCCCCUCGCAGGCGACGCCGGCCGUCUGCCUGGGCUGCUACGUCGUGCUGGAGGCGGCCUCGUGCGUGCGCUGCGACCGCUGCGGCUGGCCCAUGUGCUCGCAGCACUGCGCCAACUCCCUCGACCACCGGCCCGAGUGCGACAUCACCGCCGACGUCCGCGGCGCCAAGGUGAGCAUCAGCAGCUUCGGGCAGGAGCACCCUACCUACCAGUGCGUGACGGCGCUGCGCGCGCUGCGCCUGCGCACUGCAGACCCGGCGCGCUGGCAAAAGCUGUGGGCGCUCGAGUCGCACUGCGCGCACCGCCGCGGCACGCCCAAGUACGAGGCGGACCGCGUGGCCGUCGCGCAGUUCGUCCGCCGCUUCUUCAAGAUGACUGACUUCUCCGAGGAGGACAUCCUGCGCGUCUGCGGCAUCCUGCAGGUGAACGGGCACGAGGUGCCGCUGACGGAGCCGAGCUACGUGUCGGUGUACGAGUGGGCGUCUCUGCUGGAGCACAGCUGCCGCGCCAACUGCUCCAAGAGCUUCAGCGAGGCGGGCGAGCUGCUGCUGCGCGCGGCGGCGCCCAUCGUGCGCGGCCAGCGGCUCACCAUCUGCUACUCGGACUCGCUGUGGGGCACCGCCAGCCGCAGGCAGCACCUGCGCGAGACUAAGUUCUUCUGGUGCCGCUGCGCGCGCUGCACCGACCCUACUGAGAUGGGCACCUUCUUCAGCGCGCUCCGCUGUCCCCAGCCGGGGUGCGAGGGCGUGUGCGUGCCGGCGGAGGAGAGCCUGCAGCAGGAGCCGGAGGACGAGCAGGAGGAGCCGCCCUGGUGGUGCCGCUCCUGCCAGCAGCCCAUGCCCGCCGCGCAGGAGUCCCGCGAGCUGCUGGUGGAGGCGCUGGACCUGCUGCGCUACGAGCCGGAGGUGCUGCCAGAGGGCAAGAUCGCCGAGCACGCCAGGGAGGCCCUGCGCGACGUGGACAUCGCCACGCAGCGCCUCCACUGCACGCUGGCCGGUGGCCUCAUCUGAGGUCGCGUCCACGCACCUCACGGCCGGCGCCAGAUCUGCACCACUCUAUGAGCCUGCUCCCAACCCCACUGACCCUCCUCAGCCCGAUACUUUGGUUCAGUUUAGAUACGUGACGGCAGUGAUCACACGCCAUCACGCUCUUCACCAGCUACAGUGCUUUCGCUUGAGAUCCAAGCUGCGGGAGUCAACCUGACCCGCCAGCAAUCACGUCACAGAUGAGUUGCAUCGCUGUUAAGUACCACAUUUGUUGCCUGGUGGAAAUGCCUUGCGAGCUGCGUCCUAAAAUCCUCAUCGGUAUGUUUGCUAGUCGCCAUCCUACUGUCGGAUCUUCCGUGUCACGCUUUACCUGACGUUGAGGACUUGCAGACGUAACCAAAUACAAACGUACAGGACAACUUACGCCAGGCCACAUAUCUUAACAGUUUCGUACGACGCUGUAUAAUGUUAGAAUUAUAAGUGAGGGCUAUACUGCGACAACUGGAAAUCUGUGCCAGAGUGUAACGUGAACCCGGAUUUAUUGCUUUUCGCGAGCUGCCGCCUUCAGCAUUAGCUUGCCUGUCCGCGCCUGCAGGUCUCACAUAACCUUCACUUGUCAGCGAUGGGUCCACUUAUGCUUCUAGAGGAGGCUCUUCCAAUGCAUU